Messenger RNA from Rhea pennata, 1218 nucleotides. RefSeq names its product tektin 1 (gene TEKT1). The record is from RefSeq and is a predicted model, not a curated record. NCBI's taxonomy places the organism in Eukaryota, Metazoa, Chordata, Aves, Rheiformes, Rheidae. Gene Ontology annotation, biological process: cilium assembly; cilium movement involved in cell motility. Gene Ontology annotation, cellular component: nucleus; microtubule cytoskeleton. The coding region runs from base 1 to 1212 and encodes 403 amino acids. The transcript has 7 exons.
AUGGCCAAAUUGUUGCAAGCUCCACCCAAAUGUCUUCCCCCAGACUGGUACAUUGCAAACAAAAUGCUCUAUGCCAGUACAGAGUCUCAGAAAUCCAGUUCAGAACGUGUGACAGCUGAGAGUCAGAGGCUGGUGGACGAAACAGAAAAGACAACUCAGAAAACCCAAAGUGAUGUCAACAAGAAAAUAGAACAGAGACUGGAUGAAAUAAAAUUCUGGAAGCAAGAAUUAGUUGACAAACUUGAACAGAUUGUUAAUGAGACAGAGGUACUAUUGACUUUCAAGACCAGGCUGGAGAAAGCCUUAGAAAGCUGCAAAGAACCACUUGUCAUUGCCCAACAGUGUCUCCUGAACAGGGAGAGGCGAGUUGGGAUUGACUUGGUCCAUGAUGAAGUGGAACAGGAACUAAUCAAGGAAACUGAAGUCUUCCAAGGAGUUAUUGCUUUGCUUGAACGUACAUUGGAACAAACCAAUGAGCAAAUCAGAAUGAACCGUUCAGCAAAGUACAAACUGGAAAUGGAUCUGAGGGACAAGUUCACAGCCUUAACAAUUGAUGAUUACUGUGCUAGCUUGACAAACAACAGUCCUGAUAUCAACUAUGCUAAUAAUGAUGUGGUGAAAAUAGAAGGAAAUUCUGUGAGCCUUGAAGAGUGGAUAGAUUUUUCAAUCGUAAAUAUUGAAAAGGCUGACAAACAGAGAAACAAUUCUUUGGCACUGAGGGCACUGAUUGACUGCAUCCUCUCCCAGACAGUGAACGACGUGCGCAAGCAAUUUGAGACGGUGAAUGCUGCUUUUAGAAAUAGAGUGAAAGAGGUCAAAGAUGCAAAGCACAAGCUAGAGACACUCCUUUCAGUGGUGAUGAAUGAGACUGCCUCACAGGAGAAGAACAUUGCAGCCUUAGAGAAAGCAAUCACUGAUAAAGGAGGACCUGUUCAAGUGGCUCAAACUCGCUUGGAGGCAAGAACCCAUCGCCCCAAUGUGGAACUGUGCUGCGACACAGUGCAGCACAGGCUGAUUAGUGAAGUUCAAGAAAUUACAAACAAUAUUCAGAGAUUAAAGGACACACUGGCACAGGCUGAAGCAGAGUUGAAAGGUCUGAGCCGCCGACAGCUUUCCUUGGAGGAGGAGAUCCAGGUCAAGGAGAAUACAUUGUACAUUGAUGAAGUGCUCUGCAUGCAAAUGAGGGAAUCUAUUGCCAUUAACAACUUCUGAAGCUGU